Aspergillus bombycis is the source of this 1980-nucleotide messenger RNA. RefSeq names its product putative MFS sugar transporter. The transcript has 3 exons. NCBI's taxonomy places the organism in Eukaryota, Fungi, Ascomycota, Eurotiomycetes, Eurotiales, Aspergillaceae. The record is from RefSeq and is a predicted model, not a curated record. Gene Ontology annotation, molecular function: myo-inositol:proton symporter activity. Gene Ontology annotation, biological process: transmembrane transport. The coding region runs from base 1 to 1980 and encodes 659 amino acids. Gene Ontology annotation, cellular component: membrane.
AUGUUUGGGAAAGAGGAUAUAGGGCCCUUUGCGGACCCUCCACACAAAGGCGAUACCGAGCAUAUGGAAAGAAACGAGAAUGUAAUGCCACGGCGUAUCUUAGCAACGGCUGCAGAGCGUGCAAGGCGCAACAUCAACGCCAAACUGGCAAAUCCAUUGGCUGGGUAUUCCUAUGAGGAACUGCGCAGACAAGGCAUCAACUUCGCUGUCACACAUCAUAUAGGAGGUGAAGAAGAUAUCCGUGCUUUUGGAAUAGGCGCUAUUCUGGCCCAAGUACCGGAGAAAUUCACUCAAGUUCCUGACCUGAGGCCCGAUGAAAUGGAAGUUCUACAGAAGGAGUUCUCCAAUCGUUGGUCCCAGCCUUGGACAAUGUACCUAGUUAUCGCCCUAUGCUCCCUGGCUGCAGCAGUACAGGGAAUGGAUGAGACUGUCGUCAAUGGCGCCCAAAUCUUUUAUAAACACCAAUUUGGAAUUGGGGACGAUGAUUCUAGGUCUAACUGGCUAGUCGGAUUGGUUAAUUCUGCUCCUUAUUUGUGCUGUGCUGUUAUCGGCUGUUGGCUGACAGUGCCAUUCAAUGCUUGGUUUGGCCGUCGGGGGACCAUCUUCAUCACCUGCUGUUUCUCUGCGCUUGCCUGCCUUUGGCAAGGGUUUGUGAACACCUGGUGGCAUAUGUUCAUUGCCAGGUUUGUGUUAGGCUUUGGUAUUGGCCCGAAAUCUGCGACAGUCCCAAUAUAUGCCGCUGAAACAGCCCCUCCUGUCAUUCGCGGUGCUUUGGUAAUGCAGUGGCAGAUGUGGACUGCGUUCGGCAUCAUGUUCGGCUACGCCGCGGACCUUGUCUUCUAUGAAGUACGAGAUCCAGUGGGGAUCACAGGCCUCAACUGGCGUCUCAUGGUGGGCUCUGCUAUGCUUCCAGCUAUCCUGGUUUGUUGUUUUGUUUUUACCUGUCCAGAAUCACCUCGUUGGUAUAUGGCGCGGAAUUGCCACGAUAAAGCAUAUCGAUCAAUGUGUAGCCUGCGGUUUCACAAGAUCCAAGCUGCCCGUGACCUCUUCUACAUGCACACAUUGCUGGAGGCCGAAAAUGGAAUGAAACUCGGCCAGAAUAAAGUACUCGAGAUGAUCACCGUUCCCCGCAACCGGCGUGCCCUGGUAGCGUCUGAGUUGGUCAUGUUUCUGCAACAGGUGUGUUCCCAAUUGCAUAGAACCUAUGCUUCUGUUGAGUACGCUAACCAUGAUAUAGUUCUGUGGUACUUACACGUUCUCUAUUUAGGGGUCAAUGUAAUUGCCUACUAUUCUUCCGAGAUCUUCUUAGAAGCAACAAAUCAGCGGAACGCCUUGACGGCAUCCCUAGGUUGGGGUCUGAUCAACUGGCUCUUUGCCAUUCCAGCAGUGUACACUAUUGAUACUUUUGGCCGUCGUAACUUGCUACUUACCACAUUCCCUCUGAUGGCACUUUCCAUGUUCUUCACCGGCUUCAGUUUCUGGAUUCCACAAGAAACUCACAGCUCGGCGCGACUAGCAUGUAUCGCUCUGGGUUUAUAUUUCUUUGGCAUUGUUUAUUCUGUGGGAGAAGGCCCUGUGCCAUUCACCUAUUCAGCCGAAGCCUACCCACUCUACAUACGUUCGUAUGGCAUGGCCCUCGCCACUGCGACGACCUGGUUGUUCAAUUUCACACUUGCUGUUACAUGGCCAUCUCUUCGCAGCACGUUCACCCCGCAAGGUGCAUUCAGUUGGUACGCAGGCUGGAACAUUGUGGGUUGGUGGCUGAUACUCUUGUUGAUGCCUGAGACAAAAGGAAAGACACUGGAAGAGUUAGACCAGGUUUUCUCCGUUUCCACAACUUUUCAUGCUGCAUAUGGACUUCGGCAAAUCCCUUAUUUCUUCCAAAGGUAUAUCUUACGCCAGAACGUGCGGCCGGAGGUCUUGUAUGAGCGGGAAGAUGCAUUUAAUGUUCCACCAGAAGCUGGUUACAACACUCUAUGA